CAUGACACCAAUGCCCUAAAUAUUUUAAAUCAAUAACUUUUUAUUUAUUAAAUAAAAUAAAUGAUUAAAAGCAAUUCAUAAAAAUGAUUCAGGUUAAUUUGCUUUUUGAUUAUAUCACAUCAAUAUUAACAAAACAACCUUUAGAGUUUGAUCACAAAAAAAGUAUGUAUAUUAAUGUAUUAAGUGAGCUUAGAUCAUUAGAAAAAUACCAUAAAUCGAUUUUGGAUUUCAAAGAACGAAAAAUUAAAACAGAAAUGGUGUACAAAUAUUUAAGAACUGAUAAAGAAAAAUCAGACAAUAAUUUUAUAUAUUUCAAAGAGGCAUUAAACUCUCAACCAGUAAAAUCAAUGAAACUAAAACUAAAAAAAAAUAAAGCUAUGAUUGAAUCAAAACAAAAAAUAUUAAAUAUAUUAAACACAACACAUUUAUUUCAGAGGCUAUCAAAGAGAAAAAUCAAAGCAGAAAUUGAACAAACUAGACUUCUGUUCCUUGAAGUUAAAAAUGCAUUAGAUACAUCAUUAAACGUACAAAAUAAAUUACAUUCACAAAAUACUAUAAAUAAGACAAAAAUUGUAGAAAUAUUGGUACAAAUAAAUUCAAUUGAAAGUCAAAUAAAAAAACGAGUUACCGAUUUUAAGUUAAUCGUUAAUGAACUAGAUACAAGUAUUAAGGAAGUUUCAAAAGAAAUUCUUUCAGAUUUUGAAUUUAAAAAUAAUGAAAAAGAAUAUAUGAAACAAAAUAUAAGUAAGGAUAUAAUAAACCCAGAAAUUAGUAAUUUUAAUAUGUAUAAAGAAGUAAGGAAAAUUAUUGAUUCUCUUAAACAAACGAACGUAUUUAAACCGUUAAACUUGCUUACACAUAGUAAAAGUUUAUUGUAUGAUGUUGAUUGGGCUGAUUUUCUAAUAACUCAUAAUCUUGCGAAUGAAACAAUUCUUAUGGAUUUACAACAGAACUAUAAUACAGUGACUUCUUUAAAUACGUUAAUGAAGAAUAUACAUUUUAUGGAACAAGAUAUUAUUACAAAUUUAAAAAAUGCUACUUGCUUUAUUAAUAAUGUCCGAUCAAACCGAGAUGUAAGCACACAAGUUUUAAAAAAGUUAAACGAUGAAUUAUUUGAUUCGAAAAAAAAGAAUAAGCUCAUGAUGAAUGGUUAUCAAAAUAGUGAUGACUUAGAAGUUAAAUGUAUUAAAUAUAUUCAUCAUUUAGAAAAUACGAUUCACAAGUCCAAUACUCAAUUGAUCGUAACAACUAAAAAUAUCGAAAAGUUAUAUAAUGAUUUACAAUGCUUAGAUGUAUUAUUCCAAACAACUAAAAAAAAGUACACCGAUGAUCAACUGAUGAGUGGUUCAUAUCUAGAAGAGUUACAGAACGACAGAAAAUCUAGUAAGGUGACAUUAUUGUAUGAAAAGCUAAAAAAAAUUCAGGACAGACAUAAUGAAUUACUAACAAAGCGAAAAGAAAUCAUCGUGGAUGAAAUUAAAAAAAAAACAACAACUUCUGAAAUAAUAGUUAAAAAAAAGUCUAAUGAUAUUAUUGGCUCUAGAAAUUUAAUCGUAUCUUAUGAAAAUAACAUAAAAACAUAUAAAAUUAUACUAGAAUUUGCGGACAUCAAUGUAUCUAUAGAAAAAGCUAUUAAAGUUCAUCAAAAUAUUUUUGGAAAAUUAGAACAGUUGGAAAAUGAAGAAAUGGAACUUACAAACUCCAUUAAUAUGUAUGACAAUGAAAUCGACGAAUUAAAUAAAGAAACUGAACUUAUAGAAACUAAUUCAAAACGUGAAGAAUUAAAUAUAAAGUCUCAAAUAGAUAAUUUGAAUAAAAAAUGUCAACAAAUAACCAGCGCUAACGAACGCUUAGAAAUGGAAUUGAAAAAAUAUAAAAUAUAAUAAUAUCUUG
Messenger RNA from Aphis gossypii (cotton aphid), 1893 nucleotides. Its product is annotated as repetitive organellar protein-like. The record is from RefSeq and is a predicted model, not a curated record. Lineage: Eukaryota; Metazoa; Arthropoda; Insecta; Hemiptera; Aphididae.